Messenger RNA from Cetraspora pellucida, 1119 nucleotides. Lineage: Eukaryota; Fungi; Glomeromycota; Glomeromycetes; Diversisporales; Gigasporaceae. The record is from the annotation of a GenBank genome assembly.
AUGUCAGCCAUUACAACUAAAAUCAUUGAAAAAUACAAUCUUAGCUCUAAGAUGGAAUUUCUUGAAAACCUUACCGAUGAUAAGAAGUGGAAUCAGGCUCGCAGACGCCUUCGGGAUGGUUUUAAAUUUAGCAGUGAACAGGUAGGUGUAUUGAUACCUAAUCAGAGAAGUAGGAAAAAUAAAACUAUAAAUUUGGUUGAAGAUAAUUGUAGAAUAGCUAUAACCAAGUCUCCAAAAAGUUUAGAAGAAGAGAUUGUCAGAGAGAAAGCAAAACGAAUCUUGCAAAAUAGAUAUGAGUUUAGUGAUGAUCAAGUAAAUGCCUUAUUCACAAUCCCGAAAAACGAAAGUAGAUACAGUGUAACUACCUCAGAUAAAAACAUAAAUAUUGUAAUCACCAAUCAACUCUCUAAAGGAAUGGAGGAAGAAACAAUUGGGGAUAUGAUGCAAUGGAUUUUACAGAAUAAACUUAGCAUUAGAGAUGUAAGAGUUAAAGCUUAUGCCUUAGCUCUAUCAGCAAAAAAUGCUAAUGCUGGCUCAUCACAUCUCACUCGUCUUUGUAGAGAAUUAAGGAACCUUAAUGCAUCACUUGAGAUAAUUGAGGUUACAAAAUUUCCAGAUAUUACAGAAGAUGCCAACAAAAUCCAGAGUAUCAAUUGGAAAAAAGCUAAAGCUAAACGUAUCGAUUAUUCAGAUGAAUUUACAUUAGAAUCAGUCAAAGAAAGAUUAGAUGCGUACAAUAUUAAAACUUUACCUGAUUAUCAGGCUCUUGCUGAUGUUAUGAUGAUGCUUUGUCAGCCUAAUAUUCCUAGAAAAUUUAGAUCUAUGGAAAAGAAUCAAGAACGAGCCAAAGAACUACUCACUUGGAUUCAGCAUGCUAUAUCAUCUGGACGAAUGAGUGAUCUAGGUAAGCCAGAAGUUAAAUGGUUCAAUAGAUUCUUAAAAGAUUAUGAUUUAAUUCCUAAAUAUUUAUGUAAAUUAGGAGCAGUUUAUGGUGUAAUAGCACAUGAGGCUAAGAAUAUGGCCCAUGCUUAUACAAUUGCUGGAGAAUGUCUACGUCAUUCAUCUGAUAAUCAUACUUCUUCUGUGCAAAAUUACGUUGUAGUCAAUUAUAGAAAAUGA